This is a messenger RNA of Gavialis gangeticus (Gharial), 2096 nucleotides long. RefSeq names its product target of EGR1, member 1 (nuclear) (gene TOE1). Gene Ontology annotation, biological process: snRNA 3'-end processing. Lineage: Eukaryota; Metazoa; Chordata; Crocodylia; Gavialidae. The record is from RefSeq and is a predicted model, not a curated record. Gene Ontology annotation, molecular function: snRNA binding; 3'-5'-RNA exonuclease activity; metal ion binding. The coding region runs from base 200 to 1777 and encodes 525 amino acids. Gene Ontology annotation, cellular component: cytoplasm; Cajal body. The transcript has 7 exons.
CCCCGAGCGGAAUGCCCCGGAAGUGGUAGCAUGGUGGCGGUCUGAGCGCGGUGGUGGCGGCCUCGUGAGUCUGCGCCUCCCAGGGCCCUCGUCCGCGGUGCGGGGGAGAAGGCCCCCCGGGGAGGUUAUCCCGGGAGGCUGCCUGCGCACGACCUGAGCCCCACACGUGCGUCCCGGGCAGGGCGAGCGCGGCGGGACGAUGCCCGGCUGGCGGGUGCCGGUGGUGGACGUCCAGAACGACAACUUCAAGGAGCUGUGGCCCUCCAUGCUGCUGGCCGUGCGCACCUCCAGCUUCGUGGCCGUGGACACGGAGCUAAGCGGCCUCGGAACGAGGAAAAGCCUGCUAAACCAGUGCAUCGAGGAGCGAUACAAAGCCGUCUGCAAUGCUGCCAAGACCCGCUCUGUCCUGUCACUGGGAAUCGCCUGCUUCAAGCAGCUGCCAGAAAAGUCGGAGAACACCUACCUGUCGCAGAUCUACAACCUGACGCUGCUGUGCAUGGAGGACUAUGUCAUCGAGCCGCAGUCGGUGCAGUUCCUGGUGCAGCACGGCUUUGACUUCAACAAGCAGUACUCACAGGGCAUCCCCUACCACAAGGGCAAUGACAAGGGCAAUGAGAACCAGAGCCAGAGCGUGCGGUCCUUCUUCCUGGAGCUGAUCCGGGCCAAGAAACCCCUGAUCCUGCACAACGGGCUCAUCGACUUGGUGUUCCUGUACCAGUGCUUCUACGCCCACCUCCCUGACAGCCUGGGCACCUUCACUGCCGACCUCUCGGAGAUGUUCCCUGCCGGCAUCUAUGACACCAAGUAUGCCUCCGAGUUUGAGACCCGCUUCGUGGCCUCCUACCUGGAGUAUGCCUACAAGAAGUGCAAGCGGGAGAACAUCAAGCUGAAGGACUCGAGCAGCCAGCACCUCACAGUAGAGUUCUGCAGCUACCCCGCCAGCAUGGCCCACUACAUUGACUACCGAUACUGCUCCUUGGAGGACGGCAACCACAGCACAGCCCAGGCCAGCAAGGUCUCUGUCUGCGAGACCUUCUCGGCCUACGGAUGGUGCCCCAAUGGGAUGAAGUGCACCCAGUCCCACAACAUUGACCUCAUCAUCGAUGAGGACGAGCGGCUCCGGGCCGAGAAGCGGAAGAAGCGGAAGCAGAGAUGGAAGAGGCGCAAGAAUGCGGAGGAGGCUGUCAAGGCACCCGAGGAGCCAGGGGCCGUGGAGGGGGUCCACAAUGGGGAGGGUGGGCCCCCGCGGAAGCAGUGCUGCCCGGGCCAGCAGGGCAGAGUGGGGUCGGAUCCCGUGGGGAAGGCAUCCAGCGAGGAGGCAGAGAGCACCGUGGAUUGGACUGCGGAUGUCGGGGUGGAGGACUUUGGGAGUGCCAUGGAGCAGGAGGGCACCACGCAACCAACUGCUGGAGGGAGUGCCUGCCAUGGCGAGCAAGAGGAGGGCGCAGCAGAGCCAGGCUCCUUGCCACCCCAAGACUGCUCACUGGACACUGCCGCUGGCUCCCCUGGCAGGAAGCCCCCGGAGGCCUCGGCUUCACCCGCAUAUGGGGGCAUUCACCGCGCUGGCUUUGAUGCCUUCAUGACUGGCUACAUCAUGGCCUAUGUCUGGAUGCUCAAGAAAGGGACAGCUGGCGAGUCGGGGCCAUGGCUCCCGGACUGUCACAACAAGCUGUACCUCAGUGGGAAGUCGGUGCCGCUGCAGAUCGUGAAGAGCUUGUUCUCCAAGUCCUCCAAAGCUCACUGCCAGAAGAUGAAGCUGGCCUGGGCCAGUGGCUAGUGUGGGGCAGGGGAAGGGUGGGGGGAGGUUAGCUCUUUCAUUUUCCCUCCAGAAGCUUGAGGCUUUGACUCCAUGAACAAUUUGUGGGGUGUGGGGAGGGACCAUCCUGUUCUUGUUUAAUGCCAGGACAAUUAAAUUGCUCUUCCCCCAAAGCCCCUCAUGCUUGUCCUUUGGGGCAGUACAUGAUCUGUGCCAGCCUUGGCUGACCUCAAGCAUGGAGCUUUUGGGGGCUAGGGCCUGUGUUCAGCCUGCACCUGGAGUUUCACUGGUGGUGACAUGAGGCUGCUUCCUGCCAAGAAAGCAGCUGAGGUAAGAGCCU